This is a messenger RNA of Colletotrichum higginsianum IMI 349063, 240 nucleotides long. RefSeq names its product glycosyl hydrolase family 18. The transcript has a single exon. NCBI's taxonomy places the organism in Eukaryota, Fungi, Ascomycota, Sordariomycetes, Glomerellales, Glomerellaceae. The record is from RefSeq and is a predicted model, not a curated record. The coding region runs from base 1 to 240 and encodes 79 amino acids.
AUGGACCAGGACAACGCCGUCGGCGACAGCAUGGACGACCUGCUCGGCACCGGGAAGGCCAACGGGAUCUCUGAUGAGGUCGUAAAGUGGUACAAGGACCGGGUGGCCAAAGAGACAUCGAGACGACAGGCCGUUGAAUUGAGCUGCUACUGGUCGUUGUGCGACGGAUCGUGCACGACGGGCUACUUUAACGUGGCCGAGGCCUGCGGCUCGGCUUCGGGCCUCCAGAGCGAAGCUUGA